This is a messenger RNA of Nicrophorus vespilloides, 775 nucleotides long. Its product is annotated as transmembrane protein 223. The record is from RefSeq and is a predicted model, not a curated record. Gene Ontology annotation, biological process: nervous system development. The coding region runs from base 84 to 743 and encodes 219 amino acids. The transcript is spliced from 2 exons. Gene Ontology annotation, cellular component: mitochondrion. Lineage: Eukaryota; Metazoa; Arthropoda; Insecta; Coleoptera; Silphidae.
GGAGGCUUCGAAAUUACAUAACUGGAAUAACCUAAAAUAAGUUGUAAUUUUUGUAGGAUGUCGUGAAUGUUGUUAAUUAAAACAUGUCUUAUUUAUUAAGGAGUAUUAGUAGUUCGUGUGUGAACAUUUUCAAGAGUAGACCUGUGAUAUUUUCUAGGGGUUUCACCAAAACCGAGCCGGUGAAAUGCAAGUCUUAUAUGGAUGUGAAGACGAAUGUGGCCAAGGAUGUGAUACUGUUCAAAUACGAGAAUCCCAGAUUUUUCAAAGUCCUCAAUCUAUUCGGUGCUUCACAGUUCGUGUUUUGGGGCUACUUGUCCAUAUUUGCAUACACGAACUUGAAAGAUGCACCGGUACCAGUUGAAGAAAAUGCAGAUUGGUGGAGGAAGAUCAAUCUGGGCGAGAACAAGUAUAAAAAUACAAUAGCUGCUCUAUCAUUUUUCAUAGGCUAUGGCAUUCUUGUUAUCACAUGGAUGUACACUCUGAGAUCGGUCAGAUAUUUGGUGCUUCGAAAAGGAGGAAAGGACAUCUCUUUUGUGACUUACACUCCGAUGGGAAACAAUAAGAUAUUGACAGUCGGUUUGGAUCAAGUGAGCUGCAAACAGAUGAGGGCUGCUGCUCCUGUACAGUUGCCACUUAAAAUUAAGAACCAUUAUUUGCAUUACAUUCUCGAUAUGAAAGGCGAAUUCAAGAAUCCUACAUUGUUUGAUCACACGGCCGGAUUGAAACGAAAUUGGUUGAAAUGAUUUUGUAUAAAUAUUCGAACUUAUUAAAUAUU